UGUAAUACAUUUUAUAAUGUUUAUGCGUUAAAUAUAAAAAAUGUCUUAGUUUUCUUUAUAUAGGUAACCAGAAAAUAUUUCGGUGACGCAAACAUGGCAAACGAAAUGAAGGAUUUAUGCCGUUUGUGUGGAAGUAAAGAUGAGUUUUUAAAAGAUCUAAAAGAUGAAAACAAUAAAAAUAUACUUGACAUGAUUAAAGAACUUCUACAGAUUGUGGUUAAUGAUAAUGAUGAGUUACCAACAAAGGUGUGCUUGAACUGCGAGGAAAAGCUGAUAUCAUUUCAACUAUUUGUGUUUGAAUGUUAUCAAGUUCAAACCACUUUGCAGAAGAUGUUUCUUGAAAACUUAACAUCACAUUAUUCUGUUAAAAUUGAAGAAAACAUGCCAGUUGGAGAUGUUAAACCUGAAGCAUUUCAGGUGAAGGUUGAAUAUCCCGAUUUAGAAAGUGCAGAGGCAUUAAAAAAUCAUGAUCAAAUUCAUGAAUUUGAUGGUGAUGAUUUUGUGAAGAAUGAUUGCGCCAGUGAUGAUUUGAGUGAUGUGGAUCUAGCCACACUUAAGGAAAUUAAAACAAAGACACCAAAAAGAAAAUCGAUAAGCCAAGAGGAUGAGGUGGAAUUUAAAGAAAUUCUGAAGAAAAGUAAUCCCCACGUUAAAGACUUUGUAAAAAUGCAAUGCAAACUUUGUGAACAACCCGUUAAGACGUGGAGCGCCUUACGAAUACAUUAUGCCAAAACUCACAAAAGCAAACCAUAUGUCACUUGUAUCUGUGGUUUUAUUAUAAAAUCUAAGAGCGUCUUGUACAAGCAUGUAGCAGAUCACAGAGCCGAGGGUCAAAAAUAUAAGAAGUCCGACAAUUGUGAUACAGGAAAACGGGAAAGUGAAAAUUAUCUUAAAGCCAGGAAUUUUGUUAAUUUUAACUGCACCCAUUGUGGCAAGCAGUGCAGUAGCUGGUACAGCCUGAAGUCCCACUGUGAGAGUUCACAUAAGGUGAAGCCAGAGGUGAGGUGUAUGUGUGGGGUCACAUUGAAGUCCAAAUCAGUAUUAUACAAGCAUGUACAAGACCACAAAGACCCUAAUGUAUUUUGCUGUGAUAAAUGUCCUAGAAUAACCAAAACACUGGCAGCCAUGAACAAGCACAAGAUGAGGCAUGUACCUAAGUCGGAACGGAAGUUCUACUGCCAAACUUGUAACAAAAUAUUCAACUCCAAAGAAACAUUGAAAUCUCACAUGCGUUCACACAUUCCAAUAGAAGAGAGGAAGAUAUACGAAUGCGAAAUAUGUCAUCUCAAGUUCACGACGCGGUGCUCGGCGGCGUCACACAAGCGCGUGGUGCACGACAAGAUCAAGAGCUACGUGUGCGACCUGUGCGGGUACGCGUGCGGCACGGGCGGCGAGCUGCGCCAGCACCGCGCCAUACACAGCGACGACAAACCCUUCGUCUGCAACAAGUGCUCCAAGCCGUUUAAAACGUACUCGAACCUGAAGACGCACCUGGACACGCACGAGGACACGUCGUACACGUGCUACGUGUGCGCGCGCGUGCUCAACAGCCGCCGCACGCUCAAGAAGCACCUGCUCGUGCACGAGGACAAGUGCCGCUACGUCUGCUCCUACUGCAACAAGGCGUUCAAACGACGGCAGACGCUCAAGGUGCACAUGUACACGCACACGGGCGACAAGCCGCUGACGUGCAAGUGGUGCGCGGAACGGUUCGCGUACGCGUCGACGCUGCGCUCGCACCGCCUGCGCUGCCAUCCCGACAAGAUGCCGCAGUUACAGUACGGGGGUUACAACGCGCACAUCGCCAUGCAGGAGGGCUACAUGAAAACCGACCCCGCGGCUGUCGGCGUCGUACUCGUUGGCAAGAACGACGUAGAAGCAAUAUAGUUACACCCCCGACACAUUUAGUUAACAUUUCUAUCUAAUAUUAUUUUCUUUACAAUAUUAUUGUUAUAGUGUUGUAUA
Aricia agestis (brown argus) is the source of this 1965-nucleotide messenger RNA. Its product is annotated as zinc finger protein 718-like. Bases 94 to 1887 code for a protein of 597 amino acids. Gene Ontology annotation, cellular component: nucleus. The record is from RefSeq and is a predicted model, not a curated record. The transcript has 10 exons. NCBI's taxonomy places the organism in Eukaryota, Metazoa, Arthropoda, Insecta, Lepidoptera, Lycaenidae. Gene Ontology annotation, molecular function: zinc ion binding.